AUGUGGUACGGCCGGGAAACCCGUCCGAAAGUCAAGAAGUCUCUCCGAUAUUUCAAGCGCGAACUCGACAAGGCCAAAAACGAGAGCGAUGGAGAGCUCUCAAUGCAUCGCGAGAAGAUUAUGGAAUUGGAGAGAGGGCCGCCCUACUGCUACGAGCAGGAGGUCGCCGCCUGUGGCUCUCUCACCAUCACCAAGCAACGACAGCUGCAACCAGUUAUUAACCGGAUCAGCCAGGUAACCGCAACGAGGCAAGCGUACCUAUGGUCACUCAGGGUCUCGAAUGCGAGUCUCGAAUUGCUUAAAGAGGGGAUGGGCAAUUCUCAUUACUGA
Gaeumannomyces tritici R3-111a-1 is the source of this 330-nucleotide messenger RNA. RefSeq lists its product as hypothetical. NCBI's taxonomy places the organism in Eukaryota, Fungi, Ascomycota, Sordariomycetes, Magnaporthales, Magnaporthaceae. Bases 1 to 330 code for a protein of 109 amino acids. The transcript has 3 exons. The record is from RefSeq and is a predicted model, not a curated record.